AUAUGGAGGUUGACGCGGAGGUUUGUUCUUGGAUCGAGGGCACCGGGAAACACACUACCGAAAAUGCAAGGACAAAAGCCCGUACGAUGCAGCCGACGAGGUGGUGGCGGAAGUGGUGCAGUGACAUGCCCAUUCUCCAAAAACAAGUUGUUCGCCUCCUUGAACAAGCCUCCUCCUCUUCUAGUUCCAAGAGGAAUUGGAGCUUGUUCGAACAGAUUCACAUUUGUCUCCGCAGCAAUCUUGGUGCCAUCAAGCUAAGCACGCUGGUUUUCAACAGAUGGAACCAGCACUUGUUGGACUUCUUGACCAAGAAACCGAAGGCCGACGAUUCAACGAAGUGGGAAGCGGAUGAACCGGUGGAAGAUCUCACACGAGAUGAGAUGGCGUCAGAUGCACUCCUAUGGUUAGGGGAGUGGCAUGCCCGGUUGCGCGGAACACAUUCUGUUCACGAUGAAGGUAAGAAUGGCGACUCGGGCUCCGACGAGGAGGACAUUCCUGUCCAAGCACAACAAACGGCUGUUGAGGAGGAGGUCACAGUUCAGCAUCGUCGGCUGCACAAUGAUUUGUUCGAGCUCGAGAGGGAGUUCAACGAGUCGUGGAGGAAGGCCACGAAGGCUUCCAAGUUUUUGGCCCGACUACAUUUGCAUGAUUUGGAUCAGGUUACUAGGACCAUGACCCUCGAGCAUGCCAACAAGUACAAAGUUGUGUGGGUAGCUGCAUGUGCACCACCCGCAGUACCACCCAAACGAGGGAGAGGGAGACCUCGAAAGGACGCUGCGACUCAUGGGGGAACAGGUGAUGAGGAAAUUGAGGAUGUGGAAGGUGGACAUUUGGAAGGGGGUCCUGCACCCGCACGUGCGACAAGAAAGCGGGGACGACUGCGGAAGGCGCCUGUGGAAGAGGAGGAGGCUGAAACUAGAAGGGGGACACGAAAGCGGGGACGUUUGCAAAAGCAACCCGUCGAAGAGGAGGAGGAAGCAGCGCUUGAAAAAACGAGCUACGCUGACAAACAUGGCAGCAACGACGGAAGCAGCAACAGCGAUGAAAGCGGGGCUGAGCAUGAUGAAAAUGACUGGAGCGGCCACAGCGAAAGUGCAUGUGAUGGCAGCGGCAGCAGCGAUGAAAGUGAAGGUGGUCGUGGCAGCAGCGAUAGCAGCAAGAAAGAUGGGAGGUCGUCGGAGGAAGAGAAUAACUCCGAAUGGGAAGGCCGAAAGGAAGAUGGGAGUUCGUCGGAGGCAGAGGACAACUCCGAAUUACAGCGCAGCCUUGCACUGUCUGUCUUUGUUGAACUUUGUCGUGUUUCUUUAAUGUAAUGUGUUUGCCCAACAGUCCAACUUCGUUGAUCACUUGUUUAAUGAACUGUAAAUAGUCUG
Messenger RNA from Chara braunii, 1373 nucleotides. NCBI's taxonomy places the organism in Eukaryota, Viridiplantae, Streptophyta, Charophyceae, Charales, Characeae. The record is from the annotation of a GenBank genome assembly.